Molecule: messenger RNA, 3663 nt
Organism: Oryzias melastigma (Indian medaka)
Lineage: Eukaryota; Metazoa; Chordata; Actinopteri; Beloniformes; Adrianichthyidae
Gene: scn4bb
Product: sodium channel, voltage-gated, type IV, beta b
Exons: 6
Coding region: 1496-2191 (231 amino acids)
Biological process (GO): regulation of ventricular cardiac muscle cell membrane repolarization; regulation of sodium ion transmembrane transporter activity; cardiac muscle cell action potential involved in contraction
Cellular component (GO): voltage-gated sodium channel complex; membrane
Molecular function (GO): sodium channel regulator activity; transmembrane transporter binding
Source: RefSeq, a predicted model, not a curated record
UGUAUUUCCAAUCAAUUCUAAACCGCCAAACAAGCUUUUUAAGAGCAAAGAAGCAUCAACACCACUAUGACCUAAAAAAACUACCAAGCUCCUCCUUAUGUGCUUUCCUGGAUUUGAUCAGAAACUUGCAGGCCCGGAUACUGGCUUUUAUUCCUUUUAUUUCGGCAUUAAAUCUUUCUUUUCCUUCCCACAAUCUUACAAAAUAUCCUUUGAGACAGCAAGGCCCUAAAUCAUAAUUUGUCCUCUCUGAGCUAUAAGAAAUAUGGUCUCCAAAUCCUGCUUUUCAUUUUUGCCACUUCACAUUGGAUCAAUCUUGAUGCAUUUUACUUUACUCGACAAUCCUUACUGUAGUUCAGCCGAGAGGGCUGAACUUAAAGAAAAAAAUAGAAAGAAAGACAAGGAUAAAGAAAUUGGAUUGAAGUUAAUUGAACAAUUUUACAAAACUUCAACAUCUGCAAAAUUUCUAGAUGUAUAAAACCAAAACAGCAGGAGGUUCAGUGCAAUUUUCCUGCGUCCUCUGUUGUGCAACUGCACCUGGAGUCGGAUGACCGGCUCUGUCACAUGGUCUCAGCUGCAUCCUCUCAAGGACUCUAAAGUGUCCUUCAGGAAGUGGGUCAUAACCACUGAUCAAGUUUUGAUUAGCCUGGAGGUGUUAGUACGUGUGAGGAAUGAUUUAGUAACUCAUCUGGAAACUGUAAGUCACAUCUUGCAUCCAAGCCAACUCAGUAACUGUAAUCCAGUAACUGUAAUUCUCUGACGCAGUGAGGGGUGACACCGUCAGCGAAAGAGCCAGUCUAUUUAUGAAUGGAGCUGUUCUGUAUGGGACUCUGUUCCUGCCGCUGUAUAUCCUCCUCCUCCUCCUCCUCCUCCUCCUCCUCGACCUGCACUGCAGAACUUUUCUGUGAUCUUCACGAACACUCACACAAAAGUGGCUGAGUCUGCAUAAAUGCCCCGAGUCAAGAGAGGAGGAGGGUGAGGCAGAGAGGAGGAGUGACUGAAGGAGUCAGCAGAGAGAACGAAAGAAAGAGGGAUGAUGAAGCAGAUGAGAAAGUUCAAACAGAGAUGAGGAAGGCAGUAAAAAAGCAUGCAGACCACAGGGAAAAGUUAUGAUCAGGGUGAUUUGGUUCACUGAGGCUGUGAUGAAGAAGAGUCCUGGCUUGAUCUCGUCUGUCAUCAGUUCUAUUAGUCUUUGUACUUCUUCUUCCUCCUCCUCCUCCUUUUUAAAUGCCUCUCAUCCUGGCUGGCGCUGCAAUGUGGCUGUGUCUGCAGUGAAAGUGCUGGCUGGCAAAUUCCCCUGGAGUGAACUCGACUGUGCGCAGUGAGAGUUUGCUGCUCUCCCUCCGUCCCGUCCACACUGACUCAGCUGUGUGGCCGACCAGCUGACCCAUUACACAGCAUCAGCUGCAGCAGCAGGAUUACAACAAAAUUUCUAUCUGCCACAUAAGCCGGGGCUGGAUCCUGCUGCAUCAUUUGUUUUGGAGCAAAGGUAGCCGGGAUGGAUGUUCGGUGGAUCGGGACAGAACCAAUGAGGCGCUGCCCUCCUUACAGAGCCUGCAGACUGAUCUUCUCUGUAUUGUUCGGAGUGUGGUCCGCUCAGUCUCUGGAGAUGUCAGUGGGAAAGAUUCCCUACCUCGAAGCGGUGAACGGCAGCACAGUCGUGUUGCCCUGCACAUAUUUCAGCUGCAUUGGCAUUCAAAACCUCUACUUUAACUGGCAGUUCAAUGACAACGGUACCAUGCAAAAGGUCUGUGAAUCAGUGAUCCCUACAGAAGGGGUGGAACCAAAGGUGAGCAUAUUCAGAGAUCGGGUGGAGUUUGUGGGGAAGAACCACGAGAACAACAUCUCCAUCUUGUUGUGGAACAUCACCUUUGAAGAUGGAGGUCAGUACACCUGCUUUGGUCGAAAUCCAAAGGAGAAGGACAAGAACCACAGCGCCAUCUUCAACCUAAUUGUGGUGGAUGAGUUGAGGGUGGUGGACAACACUCUUACCAUCAUCAUAGCCUCGGCAGUGGGCGGGGCAAUCGCCCUGCUGAUGGGCUUCAUGCUGCUCAAGAACUUCACCCUCUUUGUUCUUACCAAGAUGGAAGAGAAAAAUAAGGAGUGCCUUGUAUCUUCAUCAGGGAUUGACAACACAGAAAAUGGCCUCUCAGGAUCCAAAGCUGAGUCAAAACCAACGCCAAAAAAGAAAUGAGACAAUGCAUGUGCAACAACAGGAGUACUCUCAUUUAAAUCCAAUUUGCAUAAACAUAUAUAUAUAUAUAUAUAUAUAUAUGUGCAAAAAUGUUUGCAAAAACGAUUAUUCAUUAUGUUCAAGUUUAUCCUCCUUUUGGUUCUUCAAAUGGGAAAAUGUAAUAGCCAUCCACUGAACCAAUGAUUUACUUGGAACUAGAUGAAUAAAUUACCAUACAACUAAAGAAAAAAUCAUUUCAAAACCAUUCAAGCUGGGACAUCAUUUGUAUUUAAAUGUAUUUUACUAGAUGAUGAACACGCAAAAAACGACAUUUGUAUAUUUGUGGAAAACAGAAAUAUGUCUGAAACCUAAUUUAAUAAACCCUUUGCACAAAUUCUCUAAAUUCUGGAAAUGUGAAAGCAGCAUAGUGGUGCUUUCUCCAUCCAGUUAAAAAAACAGGUAAAUUAUUCAUCGGUCCAGCUUUGCAGGAGAGAAAGGAUCUGUCCACAUAAUUUCCACUGCUCUUAGUUUUUGCCUGAUUUCUAUUGUCAUGAUACACAAUGCAUUUUUUUUUUAUUUGCAAUCAGCCUUACUUCCAUAUAUAACAUCCGAUAGUAUUGUAAAGGUACACUCCAUGUGGUUGUUCUGCUGAGUGCAGGGAAAUCAUGGGGAUUUCCUUAUGACAAUAUUCUUAUCCUUCAUGCAUAAAGACGUCACCAAACUAACAUUUUUUUUAUAUUUAAGAUAUGUGUUAUGUAAAGACUUAUAAGCAAAGUUUGAGGUGUGAUAUUACAUUCAGUUUUUAUUCUGAAACUUGUUUCCUCAUUAAACAUGUUUUUUUAGCCUACUCUCAAUGUGGAGAUAAAAGUCAGUCAAGAAAAUGACCACAAAUUUAUUGACACUGAACAUUUUGUUUAAAGUGAUUCAAAAGCGCAUGAACUCCUUAUAAAGCUCAUCUAAAAUAUUUAAAUAGAGCCUCAAAAUAUUUCUGAUUUAAUUUAAAGGAGAAAGUUGUCAGCUCAAUGAAACCAUAACUAGUAACUGGUUUCAUUCUUAUUUUUCUUUUGAAGUUGUUUUUGAAGCCUUUCUGAAAAUUUCUGUUUUUUUUUUCUAGUAGAACUGAAUCUUUCUCAUCUGGAAAGUGUUUUAAUCUAUAACUGCAAAGUGCAAAGUGUAUACAAAAAUGCAAACAUCACUGCUGUCUUAACCCUGGCUAAUUUGCAGCAUACCCUUAAUUAAAGACUCCACUUAAUUUGGCAUCAUCUUGAAUAAAAACCAUAGUUGGAAAUAGAUUCCGGCAUGAAAGGGUUAAAAUCAGUUGAAAUAUGAAGCAGGCGCCAUGAAAAUGAAAUGUAAAUGAGACCUUCACGUAAUUGUUAAUUAGAUUUUUAUCAGGAUCAAAUGAUGUGCUCAUUUUGUUGUCUUUUAGGAACAAUCUGAUUUGUUUACGCACAUAUAUCUUUUUUGUGGUUAUCUAGAGUAGUUUAAAAAAA